AUGACAGUCUUAUUGCAUUCAGGUGGUGCGAUCUAUUCGAUAGACAUUCAUCCGAAUGGUUCAAAAAUAGCGACGUGUGGUCAGGGGAAUGAGGCGAGAUCGGGUUUAGUGGUGAUUUGGAAUGUGGAUCCAGUGAUAAGCGAGAAGAAAGCGCAGGAUACGUCGUGCAGUCGAUUGCUGUCACGAAUGCUUCAUGAG
Molecule: messenger RNA, 198 nt
Organism: Anisakis simplex (herring worm)
Lineage: Eukaryota; Metazoa; Nematoda; Chromadorea; Rhabditida; Anisakidae
Source: the annotation of a GenBank genome assembly